Molecule: messenger RNA, 4360 nt
Organism: Manduca sexta (tobacco hornworm)
Lineage: Eukaryota; Metazoa; Arthropoda; Insecta; Lepidoptera; Sphingidae
Product: RUN and FYVE domain-containing protein 2
Exons: 14
Coding region: 268-2343 (691 amino acids)
Cellular component (GO): cytoplasm
Molecular function (GO): metal ion binding
Source: RefSeq, a predicted model, not a curated record
AGAAAUCAAUAUUUAUUCCGAAGCUCCGGGAAAACACCACUCACAUUCGUCUUUACUGUUAUUCCUUGUAAAAACAGCAACGGGCACGAGGACUCUCGUUCCACAUAUUAAAUAAAGAAAAUACGCGUUGUUUGUGACCAAGUGUAAAGACAAACAUUUAACUUUGACCUUCAAUUUGCGCGUUAAAUGAAAUGAACGGAAAAGCCUGAUCAAGAUUAAAGGAAAAGUGUUAACCUUUUUGCUUGAUUAUUUAUUUGCUGAUUUAUUAUGCGUUCUCUUGCCGCUGUGCGUGGGGUAGAUCCCUUGCCUGAAAUAUCAUCUGCAUUGCAACGGCAAAGUGACGGCCCCGACGCCGACAUGGCCGGCGCUCAAGAUACCAUCUACUUGUGCAAUUUCCGUGUUUCUGUGGACGGCGAAUGGCUUUGCCUCAAGGAACUGCAUGACAUGGAAAUGCAAGAUUCCUACAUAAGGCCUUCCGACAACGGUGCCAUCACUUCACCCGAUGAUCCGAUGCAUUCUUUGAUGGCUCGCGACCCAGUAGUGAUUGAGCGCAGUAAUCUCGUAAACAUCUCUAAACUUAUUGUGAAGGAAUUAAUUGAACAAUCGCUCCGUUAUGGGCGAAUGCUCGACAGUGACCAUUUGCCGUUACAUCACUUCUUUAUUGUGCUCGAACAUGUUAUGCGUCAUGGCCUUAAACCAAAAAAGGGACUUCUUGGUCCUAAAAAAGAAUUGUGGGACAUCGUGCAGAUGGUUGAAAAAUACUCGCCGGAGGCAGCUGAUAUUACGGCGAGUGUUAGAGAUCUGCCGACUGUUAAAACCGCCAUGGGUCGGGCUCGUGCCUGGCUGAGACUUGCAUUAAUGCAAAAGCGUCUCGCUGAUUAUCUAAGGAUUCUUCUCGAACACCGCGAGGACACAUUGGAGGAGUACUUCGAACCACACGCGCUAAUGUUAAAUGAGGAAGCAGUUAUCAUAACUGGUUUAUUGGUCGGCCUUAAUGUAGUGGACUGCAACUUGUGCGUUAAGGAAGAAGAUUUGGACAGCCAACAGGGUGUAAUAGAUUUCUCGCUCUACCUUCGCGGUAGCAACUCGUCUAACGACUUGGCCGGCGCUGAGAACAACUCCAACAAUGAACCCAAGCAGCGGCACAUCAACACAAUGCUAGACCAAAAGAAUUACAUCGAGGAGUUGAAUAGACAUCUCAAUGCCACCGUAGCGAAUCUGCAAGCUAAAGUCGAAGGGUUGACCACAACAAACGCACUCAUGAAAGAGGAUUUGGCGAUUGCUAAGAACACCAUGAUUCAACUCGUAGAAGAGAACAAUCAACUGAAACACGCUCUGGGUCAGGAUCUAACCAAAGAUACGAGGAUGAAAGUGACUGAAUUACAAGCCGAUGAAGAGGAAAAACGCAGCGUUAAAAGUACGACAUCGGAUAAAUCUAAAAAUGACAAGGAUAGUGAGCUUGGAAAAAUAUUGGAGGAAGAGAGAAAGAAAUAUGUCGAAAUGCAAAAAGAAUUGGAUUUACAGAUUUCGCUGAAAGCUGAGAUGGAGGUCGCGAUGAAAUUGUUGGAGAAGGACAUACACGACAAACAAGACACAAUAAUAUCCCUAAGGAGGCAACUGGACGAUAUAAAACUCAUCAAUCUAGAAAUGUAUAAGAAACUACAGGAAUGUGAAAGUUCCUUGAAACAUAAAACAGAGCUAAUAACAAAAUUGGAAGCAAAGACUGAAUCAAUGGGCAGCACCAUACAUCAACUUGAUGAAAAGUUGCAGGAAGAUAAAUUAGCUAGAAAAGGUUUGGAGGAAAACGCUCGCACAUUAGGACAGAAGGCCGCCGCCGCUGAGACCAGAGCGGUCGCGGCCGAAGGGGACCUCAGGAUAGAGCGGGAAUGGAGGAUAUCGCUACAAGAAUCAAUGAUGCGUGAUCGUGACAAAAUAUCUAUGUUAACACAAGAAGUAGAAUCUAUGAAAUUAAUUGGACAGAAAUAUCUCGCCUUACAAGAGGAACAGCAUAUUCUCAAGAAUCAAUAUAGUGAGGCGCAAAAGACUUUAGAAGAGGUUGGAGCUACUUUAAGUGAGAACAAACUGCAGUUAGCAGAAUUAUUGGAAAAAGAAGCGAAAGCAGGUACGAAUGAAGAAACUCCAACAUGGACCAGCGAUAAGGAUGCUACGGCGUGUACAGCUUGCUCCAAAGAGUUCAAUAUCACGAGGCGGAAGCAUCACUGUAGGAAAUGCGGUCUAAUAUUUUGCGCGGCAUGUAGCGACAAAACUGUGGCAUUAGCUGGCAACACCAAACCUGUUCGAGUGUGCGACGCGUGUUACGCAGAAGCCGUGAGGCUCACAUAGUAGUUAGUUCAAAUGUAAUUAAUUAAUAUACACGAUGAGUUCAAAUUGACUGUAGACAACAAACAAAAUAAUGUUAAUUUUGUGUUCGCAUAUUAGUGCCUUUGGGACAACAUGUUAGUGUUUCAAAAUAGCUCAAUUAAUGUUAUUAUUUACAUCCUUAGGUCGACGCCAUGUAGAAUGUUGAUUGAUUCAGUGUUUUUAAUUUGCGUAAUUAAAGUCAAUCAUGAAAUUAUAAAGGUAUUUGUGACGAAGAGUAUUACAAAAUAAAAAAGAACCUUUUCAAAAUGUUAUAUAGUCAAAUAUACGAAUGCUGUGAUACGGACACCACUUAGUGGUAGACUAAACAAAUUAGUUACAAUAAUUUUGAUUGCCUAUACCGGGUAUUAGUUUAAUUAGGCGUUCCGGGCCGUCUUGACCUCAUUGGGCGCCAAAUUACAAAAAUCAGCGUGCAACCCCCUUACUAAUAAAAAAAUAUAUACUUAGGGGCCUUAUUACGUCUACAGGGGCCAAUCCUACUUUAAAAUUUCGGCCGUGCUGAUCAAAGGACAGCUUUAAUAACAGUUUAAGUAAAUAGCAGAUUUUUUUCCCCUUUACUCAUAUGGCUAUUGGCGGUCAAAGGUGACCUUUAAUUAGAACAUCCUUAAUUGCAAUACGCCCUCGGUGACGGAAUAGGACGCCUGAGUCUGACUAUAUGACCCCUUAAUUACAAAGUUCAGGCAAAAAAACUUCUUUUGCCAGGGACUUUUGCCUUUUUUGGUGGGUGAUCGAUUUGCACCUCCUUGCCUUUGGUCCCUUCGCCCGGUUGCCACGCACCCCUUGGACCCUCGGGUAAAGACAGCCCUGGAAGCGAAACUCCAAAGAAGUGUAAUAAUAUAGUACUACCCCACGAUAUACGAAUUAAUUUUGUUUCUUACAAUGUUAUGACAAAUUGGUUUUCAUCUCGAAGAUCAAUGAACUCUUACUUCUACAAAGGGUGCAAUUACGAUAUGGGAUUUUAUUACAGGCAAGAGCCUGUGAUCCUAGAGACAAUUUUAUUCAUUUGUGGGAGCACUUACCAAUUACACUUCAUGUAAAAUAUUAUUAAAAUGUUUUAACUUUUUAAAUUAAUACCCGGUAUAUUUGUCUUAGAUUUACUUCGGAAUUUGUAUCAGUCAAUUUAUACGAUAUUUAAAAUGUGACGUAAUAAUCAGCGUCUUCUUUUGAUUCUACGACAUUUUUAUCUCGAACAUUAAUAAUGAAUUAUAAUUUAACUUUGACACAGAACUGUGAGAAAAUGUUUACCUGUUUCGCAAGUUUUAAGUAAAUUUUAUUUGACAGUUAUCAUAUUAGCUAAUGUAGAUAGUACUCAUUAUAUUACCAUUUAUUUGGGGGCAUAAAUUAGAGUGUGACUUUUGUAUUUGGUCAGCUUAUACAUUUAUGGGGCGAGUAAAUUUUACUCAAAAGUUGUGAAACCGGCCCAUAAAGUAGUCUGAGGCUGUUAUUUAAAAUCAUUAAUAAUUUCAAUAAUGUCACGACUUUUUCAACAAAUUAUAGGAAUCCAAUUGUUUAUUCGAAUUUCCAGUUAAUAUGUAGAGUUCAGGAAUCUAUCUACACGACAUCUAGGCUCUAUUAUAAACUAAACAAGUAAUUUCUGUUAACUUGUAUUCGAUUAUCGUAGACGCAAAUUUCUGUGGGUGUACAACUGAAAGUCGAAGUCGGAUAACCGAAACAAUAAUCUCUACCUCUUGUGCAAAUCAAGCUUAAUAGACGAUAUCUGCUUUCUCAACAUCGAACGCCUUUCGAAACUGAUCCAUCGAACAAUUAAUUUUCGGGUGAUAGAUAUUUAUUGCCGUUUUAUUUCUACAUGUAUGUUUUGCAUCAUGGUAAAACAUUGCUUUAAACAUCUGCCAACAUAAUACAAUCGCUAGUUUUUUUUUUAAUUUGACAUGGUUUAAGGUUAGAAUUUGUUACGUUAACGCAAUAAAAUAAUAUGCUAGGGCCACAUUGAUCUCUAAUGGCAUUAAAUUUCGCAUAAAUC